AUGUCGCACUAUAACACCGGCAUUGAGAACAUUCCGUCGCUGUUCGACUUGGCGAGCGCCCUGACGGGGUUCAUUGCGGAUUUUGCGCAGGUCGUUUUGGGCUCCACCCAGACCUCCUUCAAGGCGGCCGCGUUGGAAGACGACGACCUCGGCAAGUAUGAUCCGGCCGCACGCAGUUGGGAGGGGACGGGCGGGCUGCACUACCGCGUGCCGCUCUACCCCAUCCCGAGUGAGCGGCACACGCGCGACAAAACGAGAAACAUCCGCGUCCUCAUGGAUAACUGUCGUCAUCUCUGCGUCGAGGAUGAGCUGCCUAGCACCAAGGAGGAGAUGCAGUUUUGGACGGCCUACCGCUUCAUGAAGUACCAGAUGUACCUGGCUCCCACCUGUAUCAUAAUGCCACCUCUUUACAUUUUUUUGGCGCAUGUUUCACGAGCGCAUUCCUCGCCCAAUGCGCGGUCGGACGAUUCCAAUUGCGCUUUCGCUUGCCUUGGCGGAGCAGUGGGCCGAGGCAACGUACCCGGGGCAUCAGCUCUUGUCCACGGCGUUGAAAGCGAAGACCCCGAUGGGAGAUGCCGCCCGCGCGGAGUGGUUGCGCCUGCAACCGAUUGA
Molecule: messenger RNA, 612 nt
Organism: Trypanosoma conorhini
Lineage: Eukaryota; Euglenozoa; Kinetoplastea; Trypanosomatida; Trypanosomatidae
Exons: 1
Coding region: 1-612 (203 amino acids)
Source: RefSeq, a predicted model, not a curated record